AUGCCGGAGCUUUGCGACAUCCACACCUUGGCUUGCACCCAGCUGUUUCCCUUCGCCCUGAAGUUCUGCAGUGGCAGUGCUCUGAGCAUGUUGCGGGCGGCCGGCCCCAUUUUCUCGGAGGCCAUCCCCGAGUCUUCACCAUUGUGGAAGGAAUUGCUGCAGGAGUCCUCUGCGUGGCUUCAUGAUUCCAAGACAUCCUUGAUGCACAAGGCCCACCGCUUGAGCGUGGCUGCCGAGAGAUGUCGGUUUGACAGGGAAGAUGGCAGCCUUCAGGUGCCACACCCCACACCUGUCAACAAGAGCCGCCGGUACCGACUCAUUGUCACGGGCGCACGGCGCAGCGGCAUUUCCACCUUGGUGCGGAUCAUGGCGGGACGCGAGGAGCUCGACAAUCAGGGCAAGGACAUGUCGUUGGUGAACUUCUCGGCCGACUUGGACGGCCAAGUUCUCUCCAUCUCUGCGGUGGACAAACGCUCAACCGCCAUCGUGACCCCGUUAUCAGCCGCCCUUUACAACGGUCAUAGCGCAGCACUCUUCGUCUUUGAUGCUGCCAAUGCGGAUUCGCUGAAGACCACGGCCUGCUGUAUCGCUGAGCUUCAGCAGACGGUUGGGCCACAGAAGUUCCGACGCAUGCCCAAGCUCCUGGUGUGUCACAAGGCGGAUGUGCUGCCGAAGGUGGAAGAUCGCCUGGCGGAACUACCUGCCAUGUGUGAAGCCUUGCUAUCGACCUAUGGAAUGGAUCUAGUCUUCACCACCAGGGAGGACCUCCGUCAUGAUGAUGUUCGGAGAGACGCGAUUCCAUUCAGGAAGAUAGCAGGUCCCCAGCUGGAUGUUCCUUUGGGCACCUCCAAGGACCAAUUGGGAACGCUCCUGAAUCAGCUGCUGGAGAAUAGCGAAGAAAUGCCUUACAGCUUUCACCUGGAAGACACGGAGAUCACCUCCAACUUGGCGGCGUCCUUCGGCAAACUCUCCAAAGGCCAACAGUCCACUGAGCGUGUGCUGAACAUCACCUACUACCCCUUGGCUGUGUUCCGCGUUCGGCCCGUCACGCGCUGCACUUCUUCGCUCAGCGGCCACAUCGAGGCGGUGCUGUGCGUGGCCUUUUCGCCGGAUAGUCGACAGCUGGCCACCGGGAGUGGCGACUCCACGGUGAGGCUGUGGGAUCUCAACACCGAGCUGCCGAAACACACCUGCAAAGGUCACUUGAACUGGGUGCUGGCCGUUGCUUGGUCGCCCGAUGGCUCCCGACUCACCUCCGCUGGCAUGGAUAAGAUUGUACUGGUCUGGUGUGCCCAAAGUGGCAAGAACUUGGGGGCCUUGCGUGGGCAUACGCAGCCCGUGACCUGCCUGUGCUGGCAGCCCUUGCACGUCACAGAGGGCGACAGUUUUCCAUUUCUGGCGACCAGUUCGAAGGAUGCGGCGGUGAGGAUUUGGGAUACGACCGCCGGCACGUGCGUGAGAAGCCUCACCUCGCACUCCCAGCCGGUGAUGCAAGUGCGCUGGUCGGGCGAGCGCCCGGACAUCGGCGGGGUGAUCUACAGCGCUGGGCGGGAUUGUGUGACCGGGCGGCACAAGAGACUGGGCGUUGUACAGGGGAGCGAACUCAAAGGCCACGGUCAUUGGGUGAACACCUUGGCGUUGAACACGGAUUAUGUGCUUCGCUCGGGGCCCUUCACUCAUGAGCCACAGAAGUUCAAAGACCUGGCGGAGAAGAAGGAAGCGGCCAAGAAGCGUUACGAUGAAGCCAUCCAGCUUUGCGGGGGCGAGCGGCUUCUCAGUGGCUCGGAUGACUUCACUUUGUUCCUUUGGAGACCUGUGGUAUCCAAGACAGCAGUGUGCCGAAUGACAGGGCACCAGAAGAUCGUGAACCAAGUGGCCUUCUCACCAGACGGCCGCUGGUUUGCCUCGGCGUCCUUCGACAAGUCGGUGAGGCUUUGGGAUGGAAGGACUGGAAAGUACGUGCACGCCUUCCGAGGGCAUGUCGGUGAUGUCUAUCAGCUGGCCUGGUCCGCGGAUAGCAGACUUUUGGUGAGCGUCUCCAAGGACGGCUGUGGUAUGCUGUGGUGUGAUGUGCCAGGUAGCAAGAGGGCACCUAGCUGCUAG
Durusdinium trenchii is the source of this 2103-nucleotide messenger RNA. The record is from the annotation of a GenBank genome assembly. Lineage: Eukaryota; Dinophyceae; Suessiales; Symbiodiniaceae.